This is a messenger RNA of Zymoseptoria tritici IPO323, 1095 nucleotides long. RefSeq lists its product as uncharacterized. The record is from RefSeq and is a predicted model, not a curated record. The transcript is spliced from 3 exons. NCBI's taxonomy places the organism in Eukaryota, Fungi, Ascomycota, Dothideomycetes, Mycosphaerellales, Mycosphaerellaceae. Bases 1 to 1095 code for a protein of 364 amino acids.
AUGCCUCAGAUACCACGGUCGGCUCGGACAGAGGGCUCGUCGACCUUCGACCCGGAUCGCUUCUUCGAGGCCUGGGCGAAGGGCGAGAUCACCGCACCGAGCGACAAUGACUUCAAGAAAUCCAUCCUGACAGCAUUCGGCCUGCCCUCGAGAGACAACUAUGUGUAUAAAGCAGUCGCUGCGGUCUCACUCGAACAAGCCCAGGCUCACGUAGCAGCCGGUGGUAAUAAUGGUCUUCAUGGUUGGUACAAGACGAGCGAAGGCCAACCAAGGCCGCCGCCAUCCUCAGCUGAUAUCGCCGCAUACGUCGACAUCUUCCGCCCGACAACGAAUACCUCGAAGGCAUUGAAAGCGCUGGGUUCCAACGCGAAGAAAGGCACCGUCCGGGAGGAUGUCGCAAAACAUCUGUUAGCUUUAUAUGCGCCACCGGACGACUCGCGCAAGCUUGUCGUGAACAAAUCGAAGACACAUGCGAAUCCCUACUUUGACGUAUGGGCAUGGGCGUGUCAAAAUCUGGAAUGGGCAGGACCGGAGGAAUCGACGGCGGAAGUCAAGAUAAGCCACGCGAUACUGCCUGUGCUGUAUCACCAUUUCGGCUGCGUUGUGCCGUCCUACGAGUCUCUGGCCUUCAUCCAGCAGGUUGUGCGAGGUCGUACUAUCCUCGAUGUUGGGAGCGGCAAUGGAUACUGGUGCUAUGCUCUCCGGAACUUCGACUCGAAUCCGAAGAAGAAGAUGACGGUUACGCCAAUCGAUAAUGGACUCAGUGAGUGGAGAACGUUGUGGGUGGCUGAUACAAUUGAGGUCGACGGUGCGAAGUGGCUACAGCAGAAUAAUGGAGGCCUUGACGAUGUAUUGCUUUUGGUCUAUCCCAUGGUUGGAAACGACUUCACCUCGAAGAUGCUCAAGGCAUAUCGCGGAACAACGAUCAUAUCAGCAGGUGCUCAAAACUCCAGUGGCUUCACGGCAUUCAAGUCAGAGACGAUCGCAGACUGGAUGGGUAGAGAGAUGCCGUCGUGGGAAAAGGUCCUGCAAGUGCCGCUUCCGUCUUUCGCUGGGAAAGACGAGGCGCUCUUCAUCUUCGAGAAGAAGCAAUAG